AAGACAGGUGGCCGUGAGGGCGGCGGUCGUCGCUUCAUCGUAGUCAUACUAUAUAUAUAUAUAUAUUCUACACAAUUUAACCAAUAAUACCGGUUUUUUAGCCAUCACUUUCUACCGUCGAGCCAUCCUGGUCAGACGGUGUUGUCUGCACGCACAUUUACACACGGCAAGCGCGCGCGAACGUGAACGUUGCGCAGUCGUUCGCUAGCCUCGCUCCGCGUAGCCCGCCAAGUCGACGGUCGUCCGGUUCGAACGGAUUUUUUCGACGAUAUUCUAUCGAUUUGAGAAUUAUUAUUAUUGUUCAUUAAGCCGAACGCAUUCCUUAACCAUCACCCGGUCCGAAUCGAUCAAAACGACGACGACCAGGUUUCCGUCGUGACGAUUUUCGUGUAUACCUACCCAUCUAAUACCAUUGCUGCACAUCAAAAUACUUUACAAUGUCGGACUCGACGAAAACUACUGAUGCCGCGGCGAAGGAGAAGUUUAAGACCAUUAUGGAAGAGGGGUGCAACGUGCCGGUUGAUACACAACGGCCAAAAGAAGUUCCGGAAUGGUUCGAUGCGGAAUUGUUCACCAGAGGACAAAAUUAUUUUUAUUCCAACUUCUAUGCAAUGUUUGCUUCGAAUUUGAUUGGAUUAAUAUUGGUAUUAACAGUUCCAACAAUAUUGGAUGUAUUAGUGUUCACAAAUAAAUCUUCUGAUCCUUAUACCGCUUUUAGGAGAUAUCUUGAUACCAUUAGACAUAUGCUGAGGUGGUAUAGAUACGAUGUGACAAAUUCGAAAUCAAAAUCUCAAAUGUCUGUGGCCAUUGUACACGGACUUCACUGUGCUGCUAAUCGAGUAUCGAAUAAAUCUGGACUAGGACUGCGAGUAACUCAAAAAGAUAUGUCAUUAACUCAAUUUGGAUUCAUGGGUUUACCGUUGUUGAAAAAAAAAGAAUUGGCUAUUGUAGGCACCGAAGAAGAUGAGAGGGGUAUUUUGCAUUUUUGGCGUACUAUUGGAUUCAUGCUGGGAAUUCAAGACAAGUACAACCUGUGCAACGGAUCGUUGGACGAGGUGCGUGGCACGUGCCGGCUGAUCCUGCAGGACGUUUAUGCGCCGGGCCUGCUAAACCCACCGCCCAGGUUCGAGCACAUGGUGGAGGCGCUUCUCGAAGGCAUGAAACCCAUCUCGCCCAUGCUGGACACGGAGGCGUUCAUGACGUACACCCACGAGCUGUGCGGCGUUCCCGUUCGCCGACCACUGGUCACCCGGUACAGCCGGUGGAUGUACAACAUUCAAGUGUACACUCACGCCGUGCUCCUGACCCGCGCCUGGUUGGCCGUCGUUUUCCGACCGCUGCUCAACUACAACAUGCGAUUUUCCGUGUGGCUUAACAUCAAGUUCCCGGUCGGAGCGGCGCUCCGGUUCGGCACCAAAGUCUUCCACCGGGUCCGGGACGACGCUGCGGCGCCGCACCCCACGAUGGCCGCCGCCGGCAAUUCCGUCGCCAGCAGCCGCGUCGCGAUGCAGUCGGCUGCUUAGGCCCAAAACGCCUCCGACGCGACGCCACUCGUCUGCAGGCAGUGACGAUUUAUAAAUAAUAUUAUAUUAUUAUCUUAUAUUUUUAUAUACAGUCGAUAACCGUUCGAUUUUUAGCGUAGGUAUAUAUCCAGCUCCACCCCCUCGCCGCCAAAGAAAUCGUCCGACCGGUCGAUAGUUUGCAGGGUUAGAGACCAGACGAGAAUAAUUGUUAUAUUGUAAUGACCAAACGUUAUUUUAUAUAUUUUAUAAAACCUCAAAACUCGCUGCUGCAGUGCUGCUGCAGAGAGUCCAUUCCCGGUACUUAUUUUUUCUUAUUCGUUUUCUGUACGUAAAAAGUAAAGGAACGCAUCUGCGACUGUGACUAGCAGUGUCCCAUAUGCAAUAAUAUGUUAAACUGAUUGAUUUUGAUCUGUCCCCUCUCACCCGCUUAAAUGAUGCGAUUCAUGCCUAGCGAAACUCUAAUUCCACCGCACUUUCGGGCUGCAGUUUAUAGAUAAUCGCCUCAUCUUGCCGUUCGUUCACGAUUUUACCGUCGAUUCCAAAUACUGCAACAGAUUUUAUGAAUUUAUAUAUUUUUUUGUCUCAAUCACUAUAUAUCAUAAUACAAUUAUGCGAGUGUAACAAUAGCAUAUAAAUAUCAUACAACUUAUAUUAUCUUAUUAUGGACCUAUUGAGGGUCAUUUAGAAGUCUACUCAAAUUUAUUAAUUAAAUUAAUUGUACAUUUUAUUCCAUUUUUGUUGGUAUUUUCGAUUAUCGUGAAUAAUGUUGUGCAAAUUUAAAGUCUCUCUGUACGUACACCUCCGUCCCCCCUGUUCCGGGAUUAAAAGUGUACCGAUAUCAAUCACGAGCUUUGUUACUGUAUGUACGUAUUUGGAUCGUUGAUUACGCAAUAUUAUUAAGUUCGUAUUGAGGCGUUAUUUAUAAAUCAUGUUUAUGCCAUUAAAUCGACGUGCCCAUAUAAUAUUUGUAUAGUGAAUAAAUUAUAAUCUACUACUUAUUAGCGUGUAAGAAUACGAGUAACUUACGAGUAUUUGAGUGUCAAUUUAAAUUCGUUUUCUCUCUAAAGAUGGAUUUAAACAGGACGAAAAAUAUUCCGGAAACUUUACUGGGGAGACGCAAAAUAGGUGAAUUCUUUUAACAAAGUAAUCAAAUACAUAUUGUGAAUUGUUAAGCGGCGAUUAGUUAUUUAAUUGUAAUACGAGUAUAUCAUAUUGUAUAUGACCAAAGUUAUUAAUAAUUUAGUCAUUAUGUUAAGCUAAACUUUCUGCAGAAUAUAAAUAAUAAAUAAUAUUAUGUAAAAUUACUAUAUUUUGUUCUGGAAAUUAUUUUUUUAAGAACUAUUAUACAAAUAUUAGACAUAUUUAUAUGUUGUUUUGAUGUUAGGAUUAAGUCAUAAUAUAUAACUUAUAAAUAACGAGUAAAGUUUGAGUAAUAUUUAAGGUUUAUAAUAUAAUGCUGUAAAACAAAGAGAUAUGUUUAUGGAUUGUAUUGUUUAGUAUAAUUAUAUAUUUUAAUAUCAUUACGAUCAAAAAUCGUGUAAGUAUCAUAUAUUUUAUCAAAGACGUUUUAUAUGUUUUUAUGGCAAAGUACUCUGUAUUAAUUGUUUUAAAUACUAACAAUUUUCCUAUUGAAAAUAUGUAUUUAUUGUUUAUCGUUCGAGCGUUUUAUAUUUUGUAAUAUAAUGUUUUAAAAAUACGGAUCUA
Aphis gossypii (cotton aphid) is the source of this 3227-nucleotide messenger RNA. RefSeq lists its product as uncharacterized. The transcript has 5 exons. The record is from RefSeq and is a predicted model, not a curated record. The coding region runs from base 438 to 1523 and encodes 361 amino acids. Gene Ontology annotation, molecular function: oxidoreductase activity. NCBI's taxonomy places the organism in Eukaryota, Metazoa, Arthropoda, Insecta, Hemiptera, Aphididae.